AUGGUGGGGAGGGAAGUUGAGAAGGUUAACUACUCCAUCCCCGACCCCGGUCUCACCGACCACGGCAUCAAACAAUGCGGCCAGCUCCGCUACAACCUCUUCCAGCGCUUCUCCUCCUUCGAGGGCCGCAUCGCCGUCAUCGCGAGCCCGAUGGUGCGCACGCUGCAGACGGCGAGUUUGGCUGCCGAUUGGCUCGUUGAGCGCGGUGUGAAGAUUGAGGCGGAUGCUGAUUGGCAGGAACUCUCAGCCAAGCCCUGCGACACCGGGUCUCCUCUCUCUCUCCUGCCCCUCAUCAAAGACAACCAGACCAAGCACCAAUUCUCAUCCCCCUGCUACGACUUCUCCGCCAUCCCACCAGUCUGGCCCGACAAAACAGAGGACCCGUUAGCUAAAAACCUCUUCGGAUAUACCCGAACGGCAGUCUUACGUCGUGGUCGCCGCUGUCUCGAGAAAUUGAGCAAGAGACCCGAAGACUUGAUCUUUGUGUUUUCGCACUCGGCGUUUCUGAGGUCAGGUGUGUCUGGGUGGUGGUAUUAUAAUGCGGAUUACCGCAUUUUUACUUUGGAUGAGAAGCUGGAGUUGAAGAUUGACGAGUCUACGCUGGAGGGGGGGAUGGGGUGGUCGUGGAAUAAGAGGGCUGAGUUGGGUAGUGAGGUACCGGAGGAUGUGACGGAAGAGGAGAUCAUUGAGGACAAGAAUUGA
Molecule: messenger RNA, 702 nt
Organism: Trichoderma breve
Lineage: Eukaryota; Fungi; Ascomycota; Sordariomycetes; Hypocreales; Hypocreaceae
Product: histidine phosphatase superfamily (branch 1) domain-containing protein
Exons: 3
Coding region: 1-702 (233 amino acids)
Cellular component (GO): cytoplasm
Molecular function (GO): phosphatase activity
Source: RefSeq, a predicted model, not a curated record